Messenger RNA from Cryptococcus wingfieldii CBS 7118, 2547 nucleotides. RefSeq lists its product as hypothetical. Bases 1 to 2547 code for a protein of 848 amino acids. Gene Ontology annotation, molecular function: protein binding. The record is from RefSeq and is a predicted model, not a curated record. The transcript is spliced from 4 exons. Lineage: Eukaryota; Fungi; Basidiomycota; Tremellomycetes; Tremellales; Cryptococcaceae.
AUGGUCGCCAAGAACCGCAACACAGCCACCGUCGCCGCUGCAUCUGCAGCUAUGAUCUCCCUUCCCAGGGCUGUCGGUGCUUCCCCCGCUGCGCGAUGGGGCCACCAGGCAGUGUACGUCAAGUCGCAGAAAGCCAUGUACAUUUUGGGAGGAGAAGUCUCAGCUUCGGGUAGCCAGAUCACCAAUGAAGUGCUGAUCUUGCCUCUCAACUCGACUAGCCCCUCAUUCACCACUGGUUCUUCCGAAGGUCUUCCCCCACACGCCUUUGCCGCCGCUGCUCUCAGCUCGGAUGAGAGUUCUCUGGUCCUUGUAGGUGGAAUGACUUCAGACUGUAGUUCUGAUGGGCUGGCCCACACUCUGGACCUCUCGGGCGAUGAUGGAUGGACUUCGACCACACCGUCAAAGCUUAGCAGGCGAAGGGGAGCUCAAUCUGCUUGGGUUGACAACACCUCGGUCAAUGGGGAGAUCAUGGUUGUCGGUGGCAUUGCGGACUCCUACUCUUGCGCGAACUCCACCUCAGUAUACACUGCAUCCGAUAUCCUCUCUUUGCCCCUCUCCACCUCCGCCCUGGUUUCUUCGAGAUCCCUUCCGUCUUCUCUCACCGGAUCUACCCUGGCGGUGUCCGACUUUGGCCUGGCAUCCGACUCUUCUGGUAAGAUCUACUUGGCCGGUGGUCAGUCGUCUUCGGGCGACCUGGUGUCCCUCGACACAAUCGGUGUUUGGGACUCCACCAAUGGUUGGCAGUCGCAGAGCACAACUGGCGAUGUACCUGAUGGGAGACUGGGUGCUUCAUUGGUCGCUCAUCCAUCCUUGGACGUACUUGUGCUUCAUGGAGGCCUUGUCGCCAAUACAACCUCCGGCUCUUACACUUCGAGCCACUUGCUCGCGCUGCUCAACACCACCAGCUUUGAAUGGUCUACCCCUUCAGACCUCCAGCCGGACUCAUCAUCCGCUGCUUCCUACCACUCGGCGGUCAUGACAGACGAAGGCGUCAUGAUUUCGGCUUUCGGUCUCUCUGCUACCAACACUCCUCGCUCAGAUGUGACUUAUCUCGACUUGCGAGACACGUCUCAGGGUGCUUGGACAUGGGAGUCGAGCUGGAAUAGCAAUAUGCUGAAUGCCUACAGCACUGAUACGUCCACUAGUGCCAACGGCGCCACUGCAGCUUCGAGCACUGGUGGCGUCACAGCUGCAGACGCCAAGACGAGUUCGGGCACUUCUUCCAAGAAACUUGCGAGCAUCAUUGUUCCCGUCUUGGUCGUUGCGCUCUUGAUUUUACCCAUCAUUGUUUACCUCGUGCGUCGUCGCAUGCGAGUCAUGAAGAAGCGACGCAUGGCCCGACACUUCUCUUUCUCGUCCCAAGAGGAAUCUGGCGCCUUCACUUCCCCCUUUGACCAAUAUCUCGCUAAGCGUCGAUCGCAGGCACAGUGGCCUUUCGGGGGGCAGGAUGCGAACGAACAAGGCGGCGGCAUUGUCGGUGGUGUCACGGGCAGCCUUGGUCGCAUGGUGAGCCGAAUCAGUAACCGCAGUUCCGAAGACGAGCACAACAACAUGGAGGAAGGCGAGAGGCAGAUGGCCCAAGUUGGUCAACGAGUCCGAGUCAACGCGGAUGGUCAGCAGCCGAUGAACUGGGAGGAGAUCGACUUUGGCCUCGGGAAACUUGACGAGUCAAAGAACCACGAUUCUUCUCAUAUUGCCAGUUCGGGAGCGCCUGUCCGCGAUGAUCGGGACCUUACCGUCAGGACCACCACUGCUGGCGGAUACUCGGAUGACGUGCUUUACGCCGCCGCUGAGGCCAAGACGCCCAACUCACACGUCUUUGGAGAUGAACAUGCUGUCUCUCAACCGGCCAACACUCUCUCUUCUGCCUACCCUGCUAUUGAACCCACUCCUGCCUGCACCGCUGUCGCUUCGGAUGGUGACUGGAACCAGCUGGAGCAGAGCUUGUCCUCAAAGCCCGCUUUCCGCUCAAUCUCGCCCACUGCCCAGCUUCGUUCUCACGCCCACCUCGGUUCCCCAUCCACGCCUUCCUCUCCCACUCCCCCCACCACAGCUGCUGUCCAGCGCACUGCAUCUCUCACUCGUACAGUCUCACAGGCUUCGACUGUACCUAGUAUCCCACCUUUCGAGUUUGAGCGCACCGAGUCUCCCGGCGGGACGAUCACCCUCAUCAACCCCAAGGACAACUCUGAAGCGAAAGAACCCGAGACACUCCCCUUUUCCAAUAAGCCCAAGAGACUCUCCGGUACCCCUCACCGAAGUGUCUCUCAGCCCAUCAGCCGUCAGCUUGCCGGAGGCCUCAGCCGACGAGGCUCUGCGCCUUCUAGCUCUGGCUCUGAAGACGGCCAAUCUCCCAAGUUGUCUGGCGUGAGCGGUGGGCAGACCGCUCCCCAGAAGAUGAGGGCAGUGAGCGCCAGUCAUGCAGCGCCAUCUAGGAAGGCCAGCCUUUCUAGCAAUGGAUCGGUCAAGUACCCUUCUGCGUCGAAGAGGAGGACGCAAUUGAGGGUCGUCAACAUGGCCGAGGCGGACGAAGAGGAUCAGGUGUGA